Triticum aestivum (bread wheat) is the source of this 1092-nucleotide messenger RNA. RefSeq lists its product as uncharacterized. The record is from RefSeq and is a predicted model, not a curated record. The transcript has a single exon. The coding region runs from base 25 to 1092 and encodes 355 amino acids. Gene Ontology annotation, molecular function: protein binding. Lineage: Eukaryota; Viridiplantae; Streptophyta; Magnoliopsida; Poales; Poaceae.
CAGAUCGCACGCCGACGCCGCGCGAUGGAUCAUCGGCAGACCGCCGGCCACGCCAGACAGGCUCGUGAGGACCGCCUGAGCAAGCUAGGCGACAGCGUGCUCGGCCACAUCCUCUGCUUCCUCGGCACCAAGGAGGCCGCGCGCGCCGCUGCCCUCUCGUCGCGGUGGCGCGACAUCUUCGCCAGCGUCCACACCGUCGCCCUGGAGGAGCCGGAAAAGCCCGUCCCCGACUACGACCAUAACGGUGGAUACUACGACCCCAAUCCGCCGCCGCCCUUCAACCUCGUCGUCCAGAAGGCCCUCUGCGCCCGCAGCCGCCGUCCGUUCCCCGCUGCCGCACCGGUGCCGCUGCGCGCGCUCCGCGUCGCCUUGGAAAGUUACGCCGGCGGCGACGCCUCCACGGUGGACCAGUGGGUCACCGGCGCCUUGAUGCAUGCCGGCCCAGAGCUCCAGGUCCACCUCCGCCUCCGCCGCGUCCCCGUCUGCCUCCGACCUGACCCCAUCCACGACGCCGCUGGCUCAGACAAGGACCACGCUGCUAGCUCAGACGAGGACGUCGGCGAGACUCCCGUUGCUCCCGAGGCUAUCGAUGAGAACGACGAUGUCGCCUCUAGCGCCGACGAGUCGGCUCCACAAUACUGGCAGCUGCCGCCUGCAGUGUACACCGUCCCCGGGCAGCUCUUCUCCUCCACCGCGUUGCGAGCACUCUGUCUUGGCUCCUGCAGGCUCUGCCCGCCGGCGACCAUCAGACUGGCGGCGCUCAGAGCUCUCCACCUCACCCACGUCCCCGACGAGGAGGAGCACGUGCAGAGGCUCAUCUCCGCGUGCACAUUGCUCGCUGAUUUGACGCUGGAGGCCUGUGCCACGGUGACCACGCUCUCCCUCCUCGACAACACGCGUCUCCGCGGGCUUACAAUCCGGUGCUGCCACAACCCACAAGCUUGCCACCGUCACCGUCGACCCGACAGAGCUUCGAUCUUUGGAGUACCGUGGCGGUGUCCCAGGCAAAUCGUUUCUCACCGUGCCGGGGGGCGGUGGUUUUCCGUCCAUCACGUCAUGCAAACUCGACAUUUGCGCAGUCUGCGUCGAUGA